AUGAUGCCUCAGAAGAACCAACAGCACUGUGCAGUGGAUCAGUCAGAGCACGAACUACCUCCCAGUUGUCAGGUGGAGUGUUCCUCUGAUGUUGCUCUUGGGUGUUGGAAGAAAGGUAACUCAGGCCAGAGAAAUGGAGAAACUGCAUCGUCCUCCCCAGAGAGUGACAGCUUGAAUGGAGAUGGAAAGCGCAAUGGGAAAAGCCGUCGUCGAAGGAAACGUGCAUCAAAUCCAGAGAGCCGCCCCGAGGAGACGCUUCAAGGGAAUGUCAAGGAUGAGAAACCAGACCAGGAUAACAUCCAGCCUGCAGACCCACAUACAGUUUUUCUUGGCCUGCAGUCAGAGUGUACCUCCAUGUGGUUUGAGCGCAGUGUCUACGAACAGGCUGAGAAUCGGUAUCAGUGCUGGCUGGCACACUCUUCCGCCCGGGCUACCAAGCCAAACGGGUCGAUUCCAGCUCAAAAGAACCAUCCCAUCAAUCAGCCGUUGGUGCCUCCCAUGCAGCAAACCUUCAGCUUUGGUGAGCAGGUGGCUCAUCAUCGCGUAGUUCAGUCUGUGUGGGUGAAUAAAACAACGUUUGAUCAGGCAGAGUGGCGCUUUGUGGAAGAAUCCCUGCAGCCACCUAUUCCAAACUCCCUGGAUCUCCCACCCUUGCCUAACCACCCCAUCACACCUGCUACACCUGAUGAAGGAUAUCAGUCUCUGGUCCCAACUCCUGCUACUCCAAUCCAGCAAGCAGCUGCCACACCACCCAACCGGCAACCAAUUAAUGGACUGCCCAGUAUCCCAGUGGAACUGCUUAGAGACGUGUGGCUGGAGAAGCCUUUGUAUGACCGUGCAGAGGUGGCUUUCUAUCAGAAUUUGUACAACAACUCCUCCAAACGGGCAAACUGCCCUUCAGCCUCCAGAAGUAGUGACCACCCCCAAAGCCUUGUAGAAGAGGAAGAUGAGGAGGAUGAGGAGGUGGUGGAGGAUAAGCAGCGAGUGGUCCCACAAGGCAAGGCAGAAGUCUUCCAUGCUCUGCACCCUAUCCAGGAGGAAGAGGAGCCUGCUGAAGUCAUAGAGGAGAGAGGGGUGUCAGAGGCAGGAGUCUCCUUCUUCCUUCACCCAGACAGUGAGAGGGUCUGGCUUGACAGGUGGCGCCAUGAUGCAGCAGAGAGUCGUUUCCAUGGCCACCAUGCGGGUGAAGCUGUGAUAAUGAUGGAUGGUGCUCUGGGGCCAGAUGCUGAGGCCUCAACAGUUGCCUCCAUCAGCCCUCUGAGGGACAACACCAUGAGUGCAGUAGACUUCCUGGCCCAGGAAAAGAUCUGGUUUGAAAAGCCUCGCUACGAUGAGGCAGAAAGAUGUUUCUAUGAGCAUAUGAAUGGCCCUUCACCAUCAACGCAGGAUGUAGGAGCCAACAGCAUUCUCCAAGAUAUUGCACGUGCCAGGGAGAAUAUCCAGAAGUCCCUAGCAGGACUGAAGACAACGCUGUUUAACAGAGGGUCUGGUCAUUCUCCCCUGAGCCACAGCUCUCAGCUCAGCGGCAGUAGCGGAGCAGGAGAUCAAGGAGAACUCGUCUCACGCAUCAAGAACCUGGAACUCGAGAACCAGAGUCUGCACAAAGUUGUGGAAGACUUAAGAUCAGCCCUUUCCAAACUGGAGUGUCGGGUAGCGGUCCUGGAGAAAUCCCCUGUUGCGGCUCUGACGCCAGCCCCAGUCUCUGCAACCCCCUGCACAAAUGGCACCCCAGCCCAGCAGCAAAUGACUGGGGCACUACUUCAAGAGGAUGACGUGGAUGACGAUUUUGACCUCUUUGGUAGUGAUGAGGAGGAUCCAGAAGCAGAGCGACUCAAAGAGCAGAGGUUGAAAGAGUAUGCUGAGAGGAAGGCCAAGAAACCCGCCCUCAUUGCCAAGUCCUCCAUUUUAUUGGAUGUUAAACCUUGGGAUGAUGAAACAGACAUGGUGAAGCUGGAGGAGUGUGUGCGCUCAGUACAGGCUGAUGGCCUUUUAUGGGGCACAUCCAAGCUGGUUCCUGUGGGCUACGGCAUCAAAAAAUUGCAGAUUGCCUGUGUGGUGGAAGAUGACAAGGUGGGAACAGACAUGCUAGAAGAGGAGAUCACCAAGUUUGAAGAUUAUGUCCAGAGUGUUGACGUAGCAGCUUUUAACAAGAUCUGAUUCCAGCAUGUCUUGCCCCAUCCUCCUGCUCCUGUUUUUCUCUGUGUCAAACGGUUAAUAAUAAUGAAUAAUAAUAAACAAGCGCUUGCACUUAAGCCCUUGGCUCUUGAACUUUUGAUGUCAGGAAAUGGAAAUAAGGGGAGCCAUCUAAGUGUCUUUUUCUUCCAUGAUUCAUUUAUGAAGUUAAUUUGCUGUUUUGGUAAAAAAAAAAAAAGUCAGAGUUUGCAUUAUGCCAAAAAACACAAUAUUGAUAAGCUGUGUAUUUUUAUUUUUUUACAGCCAUAUAUAUUUGUCAGAUGUGCAUUGCCCACAGUAGCUU
Lampris incognitus (smalleye Pacific opah) is the source of this 2476-nucleotide messenger RNA. RefSeq lists its product as uncharacterized. Lineage: Eukaryota; Metazoa; Chordata; Actinopteri; Lampriformes; Lampridae. Gene Ontology annotation, cellular component: eukaryotic translation elongation factor 1 complex; cytosol. The transcript is spliced from 9 exons. The record is from RefSeq and is a predicted model, not a curated record. Gene Ontology annotation, biological process: translational elongation. The coding region runs from base 1 to 2157 and encodes 718 amino acids. Gene Ontology annotation, molecular function: translation elongation factor activity; guanyl-nucleotide exchange factor activity.